GCAGUGAGUCAGGGCCCGGAGGGCGGGGCCGCGCGGGCAGCUGCUGCUCGCCCUUGGCCCCUUAAUCCCCCUCGCGGGCCCUUCAACCUGGAGCAUCUAUGUUCCUGGCGCGUCUCCGAGUGUUGGGCUCUUCCCUGCUCGGAUCGCAUCGUAGGAAUGUCCUAACUGUGCCAGUGGGGAGAGCUUCACCCUAAGCCCGGAAUUCUGAGCCAAGAACUGGAAGUUGACAGCUCGGCUGCCUUGCUCCUGCAUCUGCCUUCUCUCACCAUCUCAUUUCCUUCCCCAGGAUUGUCAGUGGGUUCGCCCCGAGGAGAGCUGACUGCCCUGGGCUGUUGCUGACCUCCAGCAGAGCUGAGCCAAAAUGUCCCCGGAAUCUAAAAAGCUUUUCAACAUCAUUAUUUUAGGAGUUGCCUUUAUGUUUAUGUUCACCGCCUUUCAAACUUGUGGAAAUGUGGCGCAAACUGUCAUCAGGAGCUUAAAUAGCACAGAUUUUCACGGCAGUGGAUAUACCAGUAUGGCAAUUAUUUAUGGAGUGUUCUCUGCCUCAAAUUUGAUCACACCGUCAGUGGUUGCCAUUGUGGGACCUCAACUCUCUAUGUUUGCCAGUGGUAUAUUUUACAGCAUGUACAUUGCCGUUUUUAUCCAGCCUUUCCCGUGGGCCUUCUACACAGCCUCUGUUUUCAUUGGAAUCGCAGCUGCUGUGCUUUGGACAGCACAAGGAAACUGGUUGACAAUAAAUUCAGAUGAGCACACUAUUGGGAGAAACAGUGGAAUUUUCUGGGCCCUCCUACAGUCUAGCUUGUUCUUUGGAAAUCUGUAUAUAUAUUUUGCCUGGCAAGGGAAAACUCAAAUAUCAGAGAGUGACCGGAGAACAGUGUUUAUUGCCCUAACAGUGAUUAGCCUUGUGGGGACAGUUCUGUUCUUUCUCAUUCGGAAACCAGAUUCUGAAAAUGUCCUAGGAGAAGACGAAUCUUCUGAUGACCAGGACCUGGAAGUCAAUGAGUCUGCCCAGAACAAUAUGGCAAAGGCAGUAGAUGCAUUUAAAAAGUCUUUUAAGUUAUGCACCACCAAGGAGAUGCUCCUUCUUAGUAUUACAACUGCUUACACAGGUCUGGAAUUGACUUUCUUCUCUGGUGUAUAUGGAACCUGUAUUGGUGCUAUAAAUAAAUUUGGAACAGAAGAGAAAAGCCUUAUUGGACUUUCUGGCAUCUUCAUCGGCAUUGGAGAAAUUUUAGGUGGAAGCCUCUUUGGCCUGCUGAGCAAGAAUAAUCGCUUUGGUAGAAACCCGGUUGUGCUGUUGGGCAUCCUGGUGCACUUUAUAGCUUUUUAUUUAAUAUUUCUCAACAUGCCUGGAGAUGCUCCCAUUGCACCCAUUGAGGGAACUAACAACAUUGCUUACAUCAAACCCAGCAAAGAAGUUGCCAUUUUCUGCAGUUUUCUGUUGGGUCUUGGAGACAGCUGCUUCAACACCCAACUGCUUAGUAUUUUAGGCUUUCUCUAUUCUGAGGACAGCGCGCCAGCUUUUGCUGUCUUCAAGUUUGUUCAGUCUAUUUGUGCAGCCGUGGCAUUUUUCUACAGCAACUACCUUCUCCUUCACUGGCAACUCCUGGUCAUGGUGAUAUUUGGGUUUUUUGGAACUAUUUCAUUCUUCGCUGUGGAAUGGGAAGCCGCUGCCAUCGUAGCCCGGGGCUCUGACUACCGAAGCAUCUGAGCAGGUGCCAGCGAGGGGCGGCGCCUCGUCGGAGAACAUGGCAGGACGCAGCGCUCGGUGGAGGCAGCCGCCUUUCCUUUUCACAGUAUGCUGGAUCAUGUUCACUAUGGAAAGUCAAAGAAUUAAGACUGUUAAGUCAGCUAGAGCUGGUAUUCAAGUUUACAGAUAGGAGCGAUUUAAAACAAGUGGCAUAAGGGAAAGCUGUUGUCACUACAGUUGUUCAAAGAUACUGUUUUUUAAUUCAUUUACUCAAGUCCCUUAUAAUCAUGAUAGAAUGCAGAUAUUUUCUUCUCCCUCCUGUUCUUGUUGAAAAAUCCUGCCUUCAUUCAAAAUUCUGGCCAUAAAUCAUGUCAAGAUUUUUUCUGG
This is a messenger RNA of Propithecus coquereli (Coquerel's sifaka), 2077 nucleotides long. RefSeq names its product major facilitator superfamily domain containing 11 (gene MFSD11). The record is from RefSeq and is a predicted model, not a curated record. The transcript has 13 exons. Lineage: Eukaryota; Metazoa; Chordata; Mammalia; Primates; Indriidae. The coding region runs from base 362 to 1711 and encodes 449 amino acids.